AGCUGUUGUAACUGUUUGUAGUUACACACAAAAAAAAGCCUGUCUUCUAACAGUUUGUUAAUAUCAUUUAGGCAUUUAUCAUCAUUAUUAUUCUCUACUGCAUUUUCAUUUUCAAGAAGUGGACAUACAUUCAGUGUAUUUAACCAUUCUUUAUGACCAGCAAACCUAAAGUUAUGAAGUUACAUUGAAUAUGGCCAACCACUACUUUCUACUGCUUUUAUUUUGCACAUCGGUGCUACAAACAGUUAUCAACAGUCAACAUGUAUGUGACUUUGAGAAAGAUCUCUGCAACUGGAACAGCCAUAAAUCCAUCGACAUAACAUGGAAAAGAAAAGAAGGAAAAUCAAAUAAACACGAAGCAGAGACCUUGGCCGACCACACCACAGGAUCUGGCUCUUACUUACAUCUUGAGUACCAAAAUCUGACUGAGAAAAAUGUUGCCCAGAUAUUUACACCAGCAUUUCUGCAGAUGGACAAAAGCUAUUGUUUGUCUUUCUAUUAUUACAUGUCUGGCAAGUUUGACAAAGUCUUGUAUAUCUAUAGAUAUAGCAAUAACACUCAGCUACAAGAUGAAGAAGUUAUUGCACUUGAAGGUUCUCAAGAUGAAAACUGGAGACUUUUUCAGACAUCAUUUAAAACUGAAAGAGAAAAUCGGCUGAUGUUUGAAGCUCAUCUGGAAGGGCCCACAGCUGAUAUUUCUAUCGAUGAUGUACAACUUAAAGAAGGCUACUGUCCAGAGUCAAAUGAGAUUACAAAUUAUGAGUCACUGGGGAAUAAUACAGCUCCACCAACUCAGUUACCUUUCUCUUGUGACUUUCAAGAUAAUAUAUGUGGUUUUAAGAUGAUGUCAGGCAUUUUGAAAUGGAGACAAGGUCAUGGCACAAGGUCUUACUUCAACAAUGGGCCCGUGGACGAUCAUACAUUUCGAACUCGAUCAGGCAUUUACUUAUAUGCAUCAGCCCCUUGGAAAAGUAAGAAAAGAGCGGCUCACUUAGUGUCUCCAGAAUUCUCAGGCAAAGAUCAAAUUUGCGUUCAGUUUUGGUAUAACAUGUAUGGAGAAAAUAUCAAUAAACUCGAAGUUAUUAUACGGAAUCAAACAGUUUGGUAUGCUGCCGGUGACCAAGGAUAUGGUUGGAAAGUGGCCUAUGUUUCCGUAUUGCCAGGAGAAGAUUUUAAUAUUACCUUCAAUGCUUGGAGCAGUCUUAGAAAGACUGGUUAUAUGGCUAUAGAUGAUGUACGUCUUGAACAAGGAAACUGCACACGACCAGACAUCUGCACUUUCGAAGGAGCUAUGUGUUCUUGGACUAACUCCAAGCGGGAUAGUCUUGACUGGGUUGAAACAAAAGGUUCUAAGACCCGCAGAAUUGGGCCAAGUUCAGAUCAUACAGUUGGGACAACAAAAGGGACAUACCUGUUUCUCGAUGCCAGCAAGUCCAAAGCAGAAGACACCCGAGCUUUGUUAACCAGUGAAUCUUUCUCAAUGAGAGUGAAGACAAAAUGUUUACAGUUCUUUUACCAUAUGAAAGGAAACGUUGGUCAACUGACAGUGUACAAAGAAAACGAAGAUCAUAAAACAGAGCUUCUUUGGACCCUUGUUGGAGACCAAGGGCCCGUAUGGCAUUAUGCCUCCAUUGAAAUUCGACCCCAACCAAAUAAUUUUUAUUUGGUUGUUGAAGGAAUCGUUGGUCUGAAUAACACAGGUGGAAUUGCAAUUGAUGAUUUUGCUAUGACUAGCAUAAAAUGUAAAACAACUCCUUCAAAAGCAAAUUUACAGAAACCUCUUGUCAAGACUACAAGGAAAAGCAUAACACCAAGUCAUGCAACAAUUGAACCAGGAAAGGUUGUUAUGAAUUGUAAUUUUCUCAACAAUACUUGUAAAUGGAUUCAAGGACAUGAUGAUACUUCUGACUGGAUUCGGACUCAAAGCAAGAAUUUUGGUGGUCAAGGACCAAUUGCUGAUCACACAAGUGCCAAUGGUUUCUAUAUGAACUUACCAUCCAAUGUUGGUCAAACCGCUCAUCUUCACAGUCAAAUCAUUACACCUGUCGCAGGGCACCCGAUGUGCUUAUCAUUCUGGUAUUAUAUGUAUGGUCCAAAUAUUGAAACAUUUAAGGUGUAUAUUACGAAAAGCAACUUGAAAGAGAAAGCACCGCACUGGGUGAGAGUAGGCACCCAGGGAAAUCAGUGGCAACAGGGGAAAUUAUUGAUAUUACAAACACGGCCCUUUAAGAUUACCUUUGAAGGGAAAGUGAAACAAUCAACAUUCGGUAAUAUCGCAAUUGAUGACAUUCUUCUCAUUCAUGGCACCUGUAAUGAACUCACAACCAGGAAACCUGAUAUAUCUGUUCCUCUUGCACAGCGGAGUUGUAAUUUUGAAGCUAACGACAUAUGCGGUUUCUCAGUUGAAAACACAACAGAUUUCCGCUGGAGUCAACAUUCUGGUAGCACAGAUACCUUAGGAACCGGACCAACAAACGAUCAUACAUUAGAAUCAUCUUCAGGUCAUUAUAUGUAUGUGAGUGCAAUGGACGGAAACGUAACAACGAAAUCAUCUCUGAUAAGUCCAUUUUACAAAAACACCGACAGCGUUUGCCUACAGUUUUAUUACCACAUGUAUGGAGAUGGAAUCGGUACUCUGAACAUUUACACAAAGGUUGGCAAUACUAUGGACAGAAUUUACCAUAUUUCUGGAAACCAAGCUAAUAAAUGGCAAGUGGAUACAGCAACAAUUGAUAUUGCAAAGACAUCGAAAAAUCUUUACAGAGUGAUAUUUGAAGCUGUGAAAGGACCAAAUAAGCGAGGUGAUAUUGCUCUUGAUGACAUCUCAUUUACCUUGGGAGCUUGUUCAGUGAAAGGAGAUUGUGACUUCGAAGACCCAAACUGUUUAUGGACAAAUGUUCAAGGUACUGGUGAUAAUUUUGAUUGGAUAAAAUUGAAGGGCCCAGCUACAAAUACCAACACAGGCCCAAAAUUUGAUCACACACAACAGAAUGCACAAGGUCACUACCAAUAUAUUGAAAAAGCAAAAGGAAAUGACCCAGGCCGAGCUUGGUUAGUUAGUCCACUUUUCCAACCACUUACUUCUGAUAAGUGUCUGCAGUUCUGGUAUAACAUGAAUGGGAAAGACAUUAGUAGACUGUCAGUUGUAAUCACCGUUGCAGGCUCAAGCAAUAUUACCAUUUGGCAAUUAGAAGGAAACCAAGGUAAAGCAUGGUUACAAGGCCAGGUAUCUCUACCAAGGAUAAAGAAACCUUAUUCUGUCGUAUUUGAAGGCAUCAAUGGCAAAGAACAAGGUGGCAUAGCUCUGGAUGACAUCACUUUUAUAAACGAAGGCUGCAGAAUAAUCCCAUCCAAAGCUUAUGUAAAACGCAGCAUGACAACCGUUAAACCAGCAGCGACAAAAGCUCCAGUCGAUGUCUCAACUUCCUGCACAUUCACAAAAGAUUACUGUGGAUGGAAGCAAGAUAAAUCAGACGAUGGGGAUUGGCUAAUCGGAUUAAGUGAGAAAGCAUCAAUGAAAGACCAUACUGGAGAUGACGGCGGUCGCUAUAUAUUUGUUAAACAUUUAAAUCAACCAAACAAAAAGUUCCGGCUUAUCAGUCCAGACUUCACUCCAACUAGUGAUACAAGUUGUGUUACAUUUUGGUAUUACAAAUAUGGUUAUUCUUCAAAUUCCCUCAGAAUGUACAUAAAAGAAGGCCUUAAUUUACCAUCUUCACCUGUAUUAGCUGUAAAUGGAUUUCCAGCUAAAAGGUGGGAGAGAGAGAUGUACAGUGUCCACAUAAACAAAACGUUCAAUGUUGUGUUUGAAAUUCGAAGUGAUUCUUUUGGCAUCACAGCUUUAGAUGAUGUUUCUAUAACACACGGAGCUUGCAAGAAUGAUUUCAGUCAAUCAUUAUCCUGUGAUUUUGAAAAUAAAGAUAUUUGUGGUUUCCAGCAAGAUACCCAUGGGAAGAAACCCUGGGUUAGGCAUCAAGGCAGCACAUCAACCCUCAAUACAGGUCCUUUAUCUGACCAUACUUACAGGUCUAACAAAGGUCAUUAUAUGUUUGUGGAGGGCAGUAACACAAAACCAAAUUCCAAAGUCCGACUCUUCUCACCAGUCAUCAAGCUAGACAGUUCCUCAUCGUGUGUUGAGUUCUACUUCAAUAUGAAAGGAAAUGUUGGAAUGCUCUCUAUCUAUCUCCUGAGUGGAAAUCGUGCUUCAUUUCUCUGGAAUCGAUUCGGACAUCAAAAUUCUGACUGGCAGUUAUCAUCAAUACAAAUAAAUUCUCAUAAGCAAUAUCAGAUUUAUUUCCAAGCUAUUGUUGGUGGUAAAUACGAUGGAGACAUUGCCAUUGAUGAUUUUACUGUUCGCAGUGGCCAGUGUAAUAAACAAGGAACAUGUAACUUUGAAAAUGGAAUCUGUGACUGGGAAAUGUCAGAUGAAAAUGACUUUGAUUGGCUCAUUCAGAAAGCUGAUGUAAAAUCCAAAGCGUUAGGCCCUCUCACGGACCACACAAAUAUCAAAGUUAUUUCCAAAGGUCACUAUCUUAUGGCGAAAUCAAACAGUGGUCAAGCUGGCAGUAUUUCUAAACUAGUAAGCACAGAUUUUAACCCAACAGUCAACUGUCUCCAUUUAUGGUACAAUAUAUAUGGGAAGACACCCGCCACAAUGACAGUGUACAAGAAGGCAUCAAAUACAAGUAUUUUGUGGCAGCUUACAGAUGAGCAAGAAGGAAACUGGAAGGAAGCACAAGUUCCUAUAUCAAACACUUCAGAAGUAUUUUCAAUUGUAAUUGAAGUUAAGUCUGGCAGCAAAAGCUAUGUGGCAAUUGAUGACACACAUUUUAACAAAAUACAUGAUUGCGCACGUAAACCAAGCAAUGCUAUUGCUGCUCAUACUACGGCCAAAAGAUCAUAUACCACUAAGCCAGCAACAGUUCCUCAGACAGACUCUUUUAAAUCAUGUACAUUUUCAACUGGGUUUUGUGGUUGGCAACAGCUUCCUGGUAGUAAAGUAAAGUGGCAAAUGAAGCGAGGUAAAACAGCUACACAGGAUACAGGACCGAAAAGGGAUCACACCACUGGCACUGGAAACUAUAUCUAUAUUGAAACAUCCAACCCGGUUGUAUCAGGAGACAGCACUCAUCUUAUCAGUCCCAAAUUUCAAGUACCAGGAUCACAGGAAUGGUGUCUAAGUUUUUGGUAUCACAUGUAUGGAUAUGGAAUUGGUACGUUGUCUGUGGUAUAUAGAGGCAAAUCUGAUGUAGUUGCUUGGCAGAAGAGGAAAUCUCAAGGAAACAAAUGGAUAAAUGGUCAAGUAAACAUCAGAGGACCACAAGAACUGCAGAUUAUAUUUGAAGUAACCAAGGGGAAAAGUUUUACUGGAGACAUUGCUUUAGAUGAUAUAAUGAUUACACCAAAACAAUGUUCAGAAGCUAAAACAUCACUCCUGUCGUUCUGUGAUUUUGAAAGCACAUGUAGCCUCUUCCAAAGUGUUCAAAGUACUCUAAAUUGGCAGUUAACUACAAACACAUACCAUCGAAGAUAUAGGGACCAUACAUACAAAUCAACAUUGGGUGAUUACAUAUAUGUUGACCUCACUAAGGCAAAUAAAUACAGCGAUGCAAGAUUCAACAUGCCGACAAUACACAAUAGAACAGUCUGUGUAGAAUUCUUUUAUCGAGCCUUAGGGUCCUUCACAGGAAGAUUGACAGUCUUCAGAAAGGUCAAGGAUGAAACACUUUCACUUUUAAAGAUUGAAGGCAAUGAUGUUCCAAAUGAAUGGGCUUUUGCAGAACUAGAAGUGCAGUCUUAUGGAGAUUUACAGUUAUCUUUCUACGUUUUGAGUGGUAAGAACCCUAUAGGAGGUAUUGCCAUUGAUGAUAUUGCUGUGGCAAAUGACCACUGCAAACCACCUGCUUCUUGUGACUUUGAAAAGGAACACUUAUGCCAUUGGAAAAAUUCUCUAAGUAACCGCCAUGAUUGGCUUGUCCACAGUGGAGGAACUGAUUCCCGAUUUACUGGUCCAAGUGCUGACCAUACAACAGGAAAACCAACAGGAAGUUAUAUAUACAUUGAGGCCUCUAAUCAGCGCAGAAACGAGAAAGUACGAAUAGUUAGUGAACCGCUAACAAACAAUGGAUUCACACCUUGCUUUCUCUUUUGGUAUAACAUGUAUGGUAAUGGCAUCGGCCAACUAAAUAUAUACAUUCAAGAUUCUGAUCAGAAAGAGACAUUAUUGUGGACUCUCAAAGGAGACCAAGGAAAAUCUUGGCAGAUUGGGAAGAUACCAUUGAUUACUUCAAAGAGCGAAUAUAGGGUUGUUAUUGAAGGCUCUACAAAUUCCGUCAGAGGUGAUAUCGCCAUCGAUGAUAUUUAUACUAUCCCACAGUCCUGUUCAUUCUUUCCAUCUCGAGCACAAGCAUUUUUUGAGCCAACAACCCAAAGCCCAGCAACAACGACAGAGAAUACAAUUGAAACUGAUGUUGAUGAGAUGUGCACAUUUGAAAAAGGAAUGUGUAUUUGGGCACAAAGUCAAACUGACCAAUUUGAAUGGAAACUACGACAGGGUUAUACUCCAAACCAAAGUAUUGGACCUCAAGGAGACCAUACAACAGGAUCGGGCCACUACUUGUACAUAGAUACUGCGGGACAAGCUAUCAACAGUAGAGCACAGCUAUUCUUUACAUACACUCCAACACAAAACAAAACAAGGUGUUUAAAGUUUUGGUACAACAUGCGUGGACAGCAUGUUGAUUAUUUAAAUGUUUAUAUCCAGUAUGGAACUGGUUCAAAUUCCCCUGCAUGGUCAAGAAGAUCAGACCAAGGACCCAACUGGCAACUUGCACAGAUUAACUUUGAUGAAGAAUAUUCGACAGAUAUGAAGAUAAUAAUUGAAGGAGUCAAAGGUGGAAACACUCUUAGUAAUAUUGCUAUUGAUGACAUCACAUUAACAAAUGACGGCUGCAAAGAACCCAUUGGUAAAUGUGAUUUUGAAACUCGAAGCUUAUGUGGUUAUCAACCUGAUAGUUCUGCUAACUUUAAGUGGAUAUGGAGAACAGGUUACAAAUCAUGGUUUUCAACGGCACCUAAUAAAGAUCAUACAUAUGGAUCAAGCAACGGCCACUACAUGCAUAUCUCAUCUCGCUCUCCUCGAAAGCCAAAGGAAGUAGCUCGACUGUUGUCUCCAAAAUAUGAUGCUCCUGAAGAAGACCACUGUGUACAGUUUUACUACAAUAUCUACGGACGAAAUGUUGGAUCACUCAACAUAAAGUUGCGCAUUCAUGAUACCAAGCCCUAUGAUACAGACAGUUACCUUCAAAUUAAAGGGGACCAACAAAAAGGAUGGAUACUUGGAAUGGUAGAAGUACCAAAGAUGAUAGAAAAUCCGUAUCAGAUUAUAUUUGAAGGGGUCAUUGGCACAGGGCCAUAUGGAGACAUCGCAAUUGAUGAUAUUACAGUUACCCAUGGAGAAUGUGAAGUUGGAGGUGACUGUGACUUUGACCAUGGUCGUUGUACGUGGACAAAUAUGGCUCACAAUAGAUAUAAUUGGUUGGUGGGAUCAGGAUCUACCGCAACUUCAAAUACUGGACCCGUAAAUGAUCACACAUUUCAGAAUUCAAAAGGAUUUUAUCUUUUCAUUGACGCAACAUAUUUGAAGCAAGAAGACAAAAGCCGUUAUAUUAGUCAAAUGUUUCCUGCUCUCCAUACUGAAAGACGCUGCUUUACUUUCUGGUACAGCAUGAACGGUAAUGGAAUUGGUAUUCUGAAAAUUUUGACUAAAUUUGAAACUGGUAGUAAUGUAACUAUUUGGGAACUCAGCAGGGAUCAAGGUAACAAGUGGCUUUAUGGACAGGCACCCAUACAAUCUCAUACAGAAUAUCAGAUAAUUAUAGAAGCAACAAGAGGAAGAACAUUCGAAGGGGACUUAGCCAUUGAUGAUAUUAUCUUUAAAGACUCUGAUUGUUCAGUACUACCACACACUGCAGCUCCAAAGGACACCAAUGUUGUCAUUCCAACAGGCAUACCACCUAAAAACACAGAAACUACAAAACCAUUCAAUUGUUCCUUUGACGACGGAAUAUGUGGUUGGACCCAAGAUCCGCAAGAUGACUUUGACUGGAGUGAAAUGGCUGGCAAAACACAAACCUGGGGCACUGGACCUUCAUCUGAUCAUGGUGGAAAAGGCCAUUAUCUUUACAUUGAAGCAUCUAACAAACGAAAGGGUCAAAAGGCUCGACUGGUCAGUCCCCUGGUCAAAUCAGUCGGCAUGGUAUGUGUGAGCGUAUAUUACUAUAUGUAUGGCAGUGAUAUCAAAGACCUUAAAAUUUAUGUCAUGUCUGGGUCUAACUCACCUCAACAAAUAUUUGCCAAGUCUGGAUCAAGUGGAAGGCGAUGGAACCAGGCCCAGGUUCAGUUUCAGACACUAUCUCCAUUCAAUAUUAUUUUAGAAGCAACCAGGGGCAGAGGAAAUCGAGGGGACAUUGCCAUUGAUGAUGUUGCUGUAAAUGAAGGAUUUUGCACAAGACAGGCAGCUAUUGGAAGUGGUAAAUAUUAUAAUUUUGAAAGCCGUAACAGAAUGGCUCAGAUGAAAGAUGAUGAUUUUGAUUGGAAAUUAGGCUCUGGCUGGGAAGCAAGACACUCCUCACGACCUUCAAAAGAUCAUACUUUCAAAACUUCAAGAGGUCAUUACAUGUACAUAAGAGGCAACUCUCGACUUAAACCUGAUGAUAAAGCAGUUAUGAGUACACCAGCUUUUUAUAGUCAAAACUCUGCAGUUUGUGUAACAUUUUGGUAUUUCCUCUAUGGGAAAGCAUCUGGUUCGUUAAUGGUCCAAUAUGUGAGUGAACAGGAUGGUUUUACAUCUCCAAAAGUAAUUUGGAUGAAGAAUGAAGACCAAGGCAAUCAAUGGAAUGAAGCUAAUCUAAAUAUUGAUGACCAUUCUGGAAAGCAUAUCCGAAUUGAAUUCGUUGGUAUUGCUGGCCCUGGUUAUUCUCUGAACGUUGCCAUCGAUGAUGUUUUUGUAUCAAAUAAGCCCUGCACUAUCAAACCAGAUUCAUGCAAUUUUGAAAAGGGUAAAUGUGAAUGGGAAAAUAAAAAUAAAGAUGAUUUUGAUUGGGUGUUAAGUUCAGGAAAAUAUACAUCACUUUAUGGACCAUCUAAGGAUCAUACAACUUCUACAACUGCAGGGUCCUACCUGUUCUUGGAACCGACCAUAAUACAGAAGUACGACAGUUCUCAAUCAAAUCAAGCAGCCAUUUUAGAAAGUCAACAAUUUUCACCCUCGACCUCGAAAAAAUGCUUUGAGUUUUAUUAUUACAUCAACAAAGCAAAAAAUUCCAGCUUGCAAAUGUUCUCUAGCCAAAAUGGUGAUGAAGAUUUGAUUUGGCAUUUAGCUGGGCAUCAAGGAUCAGGUUGGAUGAAGGGCCAAACAAACCUAAAAAAUAUUGCCAAUCCUUUUAGAGUCAAAAUAAAAGGGAACCGAGGCCCAAAUUAUGCUGGUGACAUUGCCUUAGAUGAUAUGAAGUUCACGACCACAAAGCAAUGUGCAACUCUGCCUCCCAAAGCCUCACCAGAUGUAACACCAACAACAACAGCAAGCCCACUAAUUAAAAUUCCUGGUUUUAAUUGCUCCUUUGAUAAGAAUUUGUGUGGCUGGAAGAAUAGUCAAGGUGCACAAAUUUCUUGGAAGAGAACCAAAGGAUCAACAAGAAAUUCAGAUACUGGGCCCUCAUCUGAUCAUAAUGGAGGUGGUUACUACAUGUACAUUGAAUCCUCAUUUUUUAGUGGUUUCUUAAAGCAUUAUGCUGAUUUGAUAAGCCCAACAUUUUCAACAACCCAAAAAGCUUGUAUUAGCUUCUAUUAUCAUAUGUUUGGAGAAAAUAUUAAUUCUCUGAGAUUAAUCUUAGCUCCAAAGAAGGUCUCAGCUAAGUACAUCUGGUUAAAGAAUGGUCCACAAAAAAAUAAAUGGUUACAAGGCACAGUUACAAUACCAGCUGUUAGUUCGUCAAAUAUUGUCUUCAGAGGAGUUUCUGGUUUUGGAAGUAGUGGUGACAUUGCAAUUGAUGAUGUAACCAUACACGCUGGAGAGUGUCAAGAAGACAUUAGCUCAAAUGCUGUUGACUGUGACUUUGAAUCAUCUGAUGGUUGCCAAUAUCUUCAAGAUAAAAGUGUUGACUAUAGGUGGAAAAAAUACUCUGGAUAUGGAUCCCCAUUUAGGGACCACACAAAAAAAUCAGUGUUUGGUCAUUUCAUGGGUGCAGGCUCUCGUAGAAUUUCCUCAGGUAAAAUAGCACGACUUUGGACACCACAAUUUGCAUUAAAAGAUGGACAAUGUUUAUCAUUUUGGUACCACAUGUAUGGGUCAAGAAUUGGUACACUCAAUGUUCAUGUAACUAAUGUGAAUGCUGUUAAUAGAAUUGGAGCAGCUGUUUGGACAAGAAGAGGUCAUCAAGGCCGGUCAUGGUUUGAAGAAUAUAUCCCGUUACCAAACUUCAUUAAUGCAUUUGUUAUCUUUGAAAGUAUUAAUCGCGGAGACAUAAUAGGUAUUGAUGACAUCAAACUUUUAAAUUCAACAUGUCCUGAGCCAGGUGACUGUCACUUUGAAAUAAGUUCCUGCGGUUGGCACAAUGAUGGAAACAACACUGUUAACUGGGAAAGAAUGUCUGGCCGAACUAUAUAUCGAAGAGAACAUCGCUAUAUUAGAGAUCACACAUACAGUUCCAUAGCAAGCAGUAUGAUGUACAUUGGUGUAUCUAAAUCAAAAAUGAAAACAAAAGGAGAUUUGGUUUCUAUUUCUUUUGAUAAAACAAGUGGUUCUGGUCUUUGUAUAAAGUUUUGGUACAUUAUAUCCGGAACCAAUAUUGGAAGUUUGUCUGUUAUCAUGCAGACUUCAAAUCAAAGCACAUUAAUGUGGAAGUUAUCUGAUUCACAAGGUUCUGGAUGGUCCCAAGGAACUUUCUUUAUAAAAAGUGAUUCUUCAUUCACCCUAUCAAUAAGAGCUGAGAUAGAAGAAAAUGCCAAUGGCUUUUUAGCUUUAGAUGACAUUAACUAUAAUUCACUGAGGUGUGCAGUCACUCCUAUAAAAGCUCGACCCUUGAAUCAACCAUCCACAACUAGUAAACCAGUAACAAUGGUAUCAACAAUAGCAACAAGUGUUCUGCCCCCAGGUCCAUAUGACUGUACAUUUGAAAGUAAAAACUUCUGUGGCUGGACUCAAGAUCAGUCUAAUUUAAAGUGGAUUAUAUCUAAAGGCUCCAGAUAUGGAUAUGAUCCUAUUGUUGACCACACACUUAAAACAUCAAAUGGCAAUUUUGCUCUAUUCCGAUAUAAGAGAACCCGUUCAAUCCAAUUUGUGAAAUUACUUAGUCCACCAAUUCAUAAUUAUACUCUGACCUGUUUCUCAUUUUGGUUUCACUUGUAUGGCAAUAGAGUGCAUUCUCUCUCUGUACAACACAUGACAAGCAACAAAGUUUUCACACAAGUGUGGUACCAUUCACAACCUUUAAGUAGAAAAUGGCAUCCCGCAUCCAUUACUUUAGGUCUUAAUGAGAAUGAUAAAAUAGCUUUCCAAGUUGAUUCCAGAUCAUAUCUUUCUGGCUCUGUUGCACUUGAUGAUAUUAAACUGACUCCAGGACAUUGCCACAUAAAAGAAAGUUGUGGGUUUGAAGAUGAAAAUCUGUGUGAAUUUGUACAAAUGAAAUCAAAAGGGAAUUUCUACUGGAAAGUCCGUGAUGAGAAGGCACCACCUAUUGAUACACAGAUUCUUCCGAGAUAUGACCAUACUGAGGACUCAUUGACAGGUCAUUAUAUGUAUUUGAGAAAUUCUCAUGUUCGCAGUAGUUCUGCUCGGUUGUUUAGUAAAGUCCAAAGAAAAACGUCCGGGUCUUGUGUUAGUUUUUGGUACAGUAUUGGAGGUACAAGUAAUUCAAUGCGUUUCAGAGUGUACUCUCUGAUUACUGACAUAUACCGUAAUCUCUGGACUCGUUCAAGUAGGACUGGCAAGACCUGGAACCAGGCUGAAGUAACAGUGAAAUCUAAUACACAUUGGCAGGUAGCUUUCCUUGGAUAUUCCACAAGAUUAGACAAACAAAGCUACAUUGCUCUUGAUGACGUUAAAAUAACAUCUGGAAGCUGUCCUUUGGAUGGAGAUUGUAACUUUGAAAAAGACAUGUGCUCUUGGUCAAAUUCCAACCAAGAUAAUUUUGAUUGGCUUCAAACAACUGCUGCAAACAACAGAGCUGGACCAAAAGUCGAUCAUUCUGAACAGACUGCACAAGGCUCUUAUAUCUAUGUGCUCCCUAAAUGGCCAAUACAAACUGGAGAAAAGGCUGUUCUUGUCAGUGAUCCUAUUGCACCUGUUCCACGAAGACGUUGCAUGAGCUUCUGGUAUUAUAUGAAAGGAAAUUCUGCUGGUGAACUGGAAGUUGGUUAUGCGAAUGAAUCAGUUUUGUGGAGAAUAUCUGAUGAUCAAGGCGAUAAAUGGCACCUUGGAAAAGUACCUUUGAGUAUAACCAAUCGUUUUAAAAAGAUGACAAUUUCCGCAAGCGCUGGUGCCGGUUCAAGGAGUAUUAUUGCUAUAGACGAAAUUAGCUUUGACUUAAAACCCUGCGGCUUGUAUCCAAUAAAUGCAAAACCUGUACUUAGACCAAGUACUCCUUCAGCACCAACAACACCGACUUCCCCACCAUCAACAUUCAAACCAAACAGCAAAUUUGAUUGUUCAUUUGAAAAUGGAUUCUGUAGUUGGGGUCAGUCGAGAAAUGACAUAUUUAACUGGACAUUACAACAAGGACCCACUGACAGCUCCGGUACUGGACCAAAUGUUGACCAUACUUAUGGUUCAAAGAAAGGCCACUAUAUUUAUAUUGAGUCCUCUUACCCACGUAAAAGGGGAGAUACGGCAAUCCUAACCUCUGCAUCAUUCAGUAAAAACAUUAAUUAUACUUUAGAAUUCUACUAUCAUAUGUACGGGUCAACAAUUGGAGGACUGAAUGUUACAAUGACUUUAGAUGGUCAACAACAAAGUCAGUUGCUGUGGUCUCAACGAAGAUCCCAGGCCCGUGCCUGGAUCAAAGCAGAACUUUCAAUUCCUCCUCAGAAUGUGCCAUUUGCUAUUUCUUUAGUGGGGAUUAUUGGCUGGUCUGUGUAUGGGGACAUAGCCAUUGAUGAUAUCAGAGUAUUUACAACAGAACAAACUGAAGCUCCACUUAAUUGCACCUUUGAAGCAUCAGGAAUUUGUAAGUUUUCUACGCCCUCUAAUGGUAACUAUCGCUGGAAAAAGCACACAGGGAUCGCAAGAUAUCCUAGCCAUGCACCAAGCUUUGAUCAUACUUCAGGCACGCCAUACGGUCAUUAUAUGGUAUUUGAAAAUCUUUGGGCAAAAAAUAAAAACUCUACAGCCUUAUUAAUAACCCCUACACAGAAAAGCAGUUCAGAUAUAUGCAUGUCAUUCUACUACUACAUGCACGGCUACAGAAGAGCUUCUCUGAAUGUCUACCAGCAAAUAAACAGUCAAAACUCAGCUUCUCUCUGGAUGGAUACAACAGAUCAAGGAUCUAGAUGGGUUAAGGCUCAAGUAACAAUGCCUGCCAGUCAAGAUUAUAAAGUCAUCUUUGAAGGUGUUCUUCACACUUAUGGUGCAUAUGUUGCUGUUGAUGACAUCAGUUCAGAAACCGGAGAAUGCCCAGAUCCAGGAGAUACCGAUUUUGAAGAUGACAUGGGUACUUGGUCGAACAUAAGGCGUAAUGAUGUCAAUUGGAUACGAGCUACUGGUCAAAUGCCAUAUCGACUUCCACAUCCAGCAAAAGACCACACUAUGAACAGUAUGAAAGGACAUUAUAUUUUCCUUGCCUCAGAUAGUAAGUCCCAAAGGAAAGGAAUAUUGAGAAGUGAAGUAUUUCCUGCUACCAAUCUCCGUUGUCUUCACUUCUGGUUUUAUUUGGAUGGUACUUCACCAGGUGGCAUCACCGUAUAUUUUGUCGAUGAAGAAACAGAAGCUAAAACAGCAAUAUGGGCCCUUUCUUCGGCACAAGGAAACUCAUGGAAUUAUGCUCAAACAGCAUUUGCUUGGAAGGAUUCGUAUUAUGUUGAAUUUGAAGGCAUAACUAAUCAGAAUCACGAUGUCUACACUGCUCUUGAUGAUAUCAUGUUCCUAAAUGAUUAUUGUGCAGUUCAGCCAUUAGAAGCCCAAACAAAAUAUAAGUUUUUGCCAAAAACAAAUACAACAUCAGCACCAGUAAUUACUGAUUCAGCAAUAGACUGUACAUUUGAAAAAGACUAUUGCAAAUGGACUCAUAAUAAAUCUGAUGUCUUCCUUUGGCAACGAAAACAAGGCCCAACUGAUUCAUCAAGCACAGGACCACAAACUGACCACACUUAUGGAAACUCUUCUGGUUAUUAUAUUUAUAUUGAGACAUCACGCCCAAGACGUCAAGAUGACACUGCAAGUUUGAUAUCAUCCCCAAUUUCACCGAUUUCAAAUGGUUGUUUCCGCUUCUGGUAUCACAUGUAUGGCGCUGAUGUGGAUACGCUAACCGUGUACAAUGCUAGCGGCAAGAGCCGCUCUCCGUUGUGGAGAAAACAAGGAACGGUUGAUGAAUUUUGGCACCAAGCGAUAAUUGAAAUUAAUUUUGAGAAAAGCACUCAGAUUGUGCUUGAAGGGAAACGUGGAAAGAGCUUCUCUGGAGAUAUUUCAAUUGAUGAUGUAUCUUUUUCAAAGAAGCAGUGUCCAAGUUCAAGUGAUUUCCUCUGUGACUAUGAAGAAACAUCUAUUUGCGGAUUUGUGCAGUCCCAAAAGGAUAAAUUUGACUGGGUUAGACAACAAGGUGCAUCUUAUUCCAGAAAUAGUGGUCCUUCUAGUGAUCACACCUUUGGAACUUGGCAAGGGCACUACAUGUAUAUUAAGUCAGUUACUCAUGGCACUGGUGACAACGCAAUCCUGCAAAGUCCAGAAUAUAAAUCAACUGGUGGAAAAUGUGCCAAUUUCUGGUAUCAUAUGUACGGCAGUCAAAUCGGCCAACUGAAAGUUCAUUUAAAAACACCAGUCAGCAAACAGUUACUUUGGAAACGACAUCAUGCUCAAGGAAACUUUUGGUCAUUAGCCCAAGUAAAAAUCGCCUUCUCCGGAACAUUCCACUUGGAGUUUGAAGCAAUCACUGAGAAAGGAAGCCAAGGUAACAUUGCCAUUGAUGAUUUCAGUCUGACUGAAGGGCAAUGUCCAAAAGCUGGUAAUAUUGAUUUCGAGAAAGGCCUUACAACAUGGAUGAACGUUAUUGAUGAUGACUUCGACUGGCUGAUUGGCACUGGAAAGCGAUACUAUAAUUACGAUGGUCCACGGAAAGAUCAUACAUUGAAGACCUUUUAUGGUCACUAUUUGCUUUUGAGGGCUUUGUCCCCGUUCAAACCUGGAGAUCAUGCUCUUCUCAUCAGUGAAUCUUUGGAUGGUUCAAUGCACCAAUGCAUGAGAUUUUGGUAUAGAAUGUCUGGACAAGGUAUUGGUACUCUCAGAUUCAUAAUGGUACAGCUUGGUUCCAAUGUUACCAGUUGGGUUUUAUCAGGCUCUCAAAGUACAUUUUGGAGAUUAGGCCGCUUCCCAAUAGCAAGUAACAAACCAUUCCAGAUCAUCAUUGAAGGGGUUCGUGGAAGCAGUAACAGAGUUAAUUUUGCUAUUGAUGACAUCGAAUUCAACAAUAAGAAAUGCUCUCUGUUUCCUCGAAAGGCCACGGAACUUCCUACGACAUCGACAAUUCCAAGUUCAGUAACCACAGCACUUCCACCAAGGACAACACCAACACCAACUCAAUACGACUGCACUUUUGAAAAAGAUAUGUGUUCUUGGACUAAUGAUGUUAAAGCCGAUUUCAAAUGGGCUAGAGCUCAAGGCCCAUCGGGACACUAUAAGAGUGGCCCAACAACAGACCAUACCUCUGGAACAAAAGACGGCUGGUAUAUUCUGUCAAAGAGAUCGUGGCGCUCUAAAUCUUACUCAAAGGCACGUAUUGUUGGUCCAAGCAUCCCUCCUUCUCAGACACGAUGUCUGAACUUUUGGUAUCACAUGUACGGAGCCUAUGUGAAUCAGCUACAAGUAAAUGUCACACAAGGAACAACUACCAAAAAAUUAUGGGUGAAAACAGGUGACCAGGGCAAUUUAUGGAGACAAGCUUUUAUUCACAUGGAUAAGAGUGCAUAUAAAACUAAUUACAAGAUCACAUUUGAAGCAGUCGGUGGAAUUAAUUAUCGAGAUUUUAUUGCACUUGAUGACAUCCGCUUUACAGUGGGGGCUUGUCAUGAAAAUAACCCAACAUUCUGUGAUUUUGAAUCAGAGGACAAAUGUAAUUAUACUCAUAACAAGAACGCUGACUUUGAAUGGACCUGGCACCAUGGAAGGACACAAAGCUCAGGAACCGGGCCAACUGCGGAUCACACCAUGGGAACUCCAUCAGGACAUUAUUUCUACAUUGAAACCUCAUCCAAGAAAGUGAACCAAACAGCCCAGCUGAUUAGUCCUAUGUAUCAUACUGACACACCAACGUGCUUACAUUUCUAUUAUUUUAUGUAUGGUGAUGAUAUCAAUACACUAAAUAUAUAUCAGGCGUUUGGGAACCAAUUUGAUGAAUUAAAAUCCCCACUGUGGAACAUGGAACAUUCCCAAGGCCCUAAUUGGAUUGAAGGCACAGUAACACUUGCUGCACAUGGUAACUAUACGGUCAUAUUUGAAGGAAUAUCAGGAAAAGGCUUUAGAGGUGACAUUGCCAUUGAUGAUAUUUUCCAAACCAAUGGAUCAUGUCAAACACCAGGUUUCUGUGAUUUUGAAAAUGGUCCCUGCAAUUGGAGAAAUGACAAGCUGGAUGACUUUGAUUGGGUUAUCGGUCAAGGACUCACCUUAACAGAUCAGACUGGUCCUAUAUAUGACCACACCUAUAACAACGCUAAAGGACACUAUAUGUACAUAGACUCUAGCAGCCCAAUUCGUCCAGGAGAUGUCGCUCACCUUCUCAGUGAGCAUUUAUCAGCAAAUAAGAAACCAGGCUGCUUGAAAUUCUGGUACCAGAUGUAUGGAAAGGAUGUAAAUGCUUUGAAUGUUUUGGUGCGAAAGUCUUUUGGCUUUUUGCGCCACUAUGAUGCUGCCUUCAUUUGGACUGUAAAUGGCAACCAGGGACAGAAAUGGUUUAGUGCUCAAGUGUAUAUAGAUCCGAAAUACACUGGCAUGAGUCAUCAGUUAAUUUUUGAAGCAAUUCGAGGGAAUGGAAGUUAUGGAGACAUUGCUAUAGAUGAUAUUUCUAUUUCUCAAGAAUCCUGUUCAAUCAAACCAAUCUAUGCCGAUCCACAGAAAUCAGAAUUCCAGGAGGUGUCUUGUUCUUUUGACAUGAGCUUCUGCCAAUGGUAUCUUGAUUCAAAAUCAGAUUUUAACUGGACUCUGGCUGGAUAUUAUAAACGUAUUAAACCACGUACAGGAUCAGGGUCAUAUAUCUAUAUCAAAAGUUUCCAGAGUAAAAAAGGCAGCAAUGCUAUGAUACACACAACACUUUUGGCACCGACAUCAACUGGUGGCAACUGCCUGUCUUUCUGGUACUAUAUGUAUGGAUCCAACAUAGGUACUUUGAAUGUAUACAUGACAAAAUUCGGUCGUAAAGUAUUAAUCUGGACUAAGCGAGGCUCUCAAGAAAACCAAUGGAAUUAUGCUCAUUUGAAUGUUGAAAAUGAUUAUAACUUCAUGCUGUACAUUGAAUUUGUUACAAAUGGUAGAUCAACAGGAAUGGUGGCAGUUGAUGAUAUUUUCAUGGAUACCAAUGGUUGUCCUCAUCCACGUUCAUGUGAUUUUGAAGUGGAUACAUGUGGCUGGACAAUUGAAACUAAACUGACAAACUUGUGGAGAAAAUCAACUUAUUUCAGCCAAAUUCCUGACCAUACUACUGGAACAAAAUCAGGUCACUACGUCUAUGCAUCUUCCUCCCGAUACGGAAGAAGAACAAAAAUUGCUCGUCUGACAAGUCCGCCUUUCCCGCCUGCUUCCCAAUCAUGUUUAAGAUUUUGGUACAACAUGAAUGUACAGAAUAGCAGUGCACUUCAGCUGUAUGUUAAAACAGGCUUUUUUAAACGGCAAGUAUGGGAACGUACUGGAAACCAAGGAAAAGAAUGGUGGCAAGGCCAUGCAAACAUUGUUGUUCCAUUGCAGCAACUGGGAGUAACUUAUAAGCUGACAUUCCAAAGUGUGCAAGACAGUGGUCAUUCAGAAAUCAUUGCUGUGGAUGACAUAGAACACCUGCCAGGCCCCUGUGAUCCACAGGGCUUGUGUGAUUUUGAGCAGGGGAUGUGUGGUUUCACCAAUGUGUAUGGGGACGACUUUGAUUGGAUUGUAUUCAGUGGUUCCAAACAGAGUUUUGUUUCAGGGCCUACAGAAGAUCACACCACAAAUUCUCCUUCAGGUCAUUAUAUGUACAUUGAUACACGAUUUAAUCGAAAUGAGAAUGACAGGGCUUGGCUUAGUAGCUGGGAAAAUGAGCCAACUAAUGCAACAUGUGUAUCUUUCUGGUAUCAUAUGUAUGGAAAAGGUAUGGGAGACCUGAAUGUCUUCUAUAAGAACAGUCAAUCAAACAGGACAAUUUGGCAUCUAAGUGGAAACCAAGGUAACAUCUGGCUACUUGGCAACUUCACAAUCAUAUCACCAACAACGUAUGUAAUCAUAUUUGAAGGAGUUCGUGGCAAGACGUAUACCAGUGAUAUUGCAUUGGAUGACAUUAGGUUCCAGAAUGGAACAUGUGAGUCAAUAGUUACAGUACCAACUACAACUGUGGCACCAGUUAAAAGAGAUAUCUUCUUCCAGUGCACUUUCGAAUAUGGUUUGUGUGGUUGGCAGAUAGAUUCCACAACAAAUGCUGAAUUUAUGAUCAGUUAUGGAGUAUUUAUCUACAAGAGAGGUGGACCCCGCAGUGAUCACACGCUAGGCAAUCAUUUUGGACAUUAUCUUCUUCUGAACAACUCACAGAGCACCACUAACAGAACAGCCAGGUUUAUCAGCACUGACAUUCAUAUCACAAGACCUAUCUGCAUCACAUUUUGGUAUUACAUGAGAAUUACCAACUUUGGUCAGUUGAAUGUCUAUGUUCAUAACAAUGGCGAGAAGAAGCCACCCAUAUGGACAAGAUCUGGAACACAGGGCUACUAUUGGCUGCAUGCUUCUAUCGAUGUUGCGAACCCAGAAAAAUCAAACAAGGUUUACUUUGAAGCUAUUCGUAACCAUGGUUACUAUGGCAUUGCAUUGGAUGACAUCAAAAUACUGAUUGGCAGCUGCCCUGAAAUAAAUGAAUGUGACUUUGAAGAGGUUGAUAUAUGUGGCUUUGAACAAGGUACAACUGAUAAAUUCAACUGGACAAGAGGUUCUCACUCAACAGCUCGUCGUAGUGGACCACAAAGUGACCAUACAUACAAGUCAUUUUAUGGCCAUUAUAUGUACCUUAAUACGGAAAAGCAUACAAAAGAUGACCAUGCUCACUUAUACACACCACAAUAUCCAGCAACCCAAACAGAGCGUUGCUUAUCAUUUUGGUACUACAUGGAUGGAACAUAUGAGGAUAAAAUAAAUGUCUAUUUGUACCAAAAUAACAAAAUAACAACUAAACUUUGGUUUAUUCAGACCAGUCAAGGACCUCAUUGGCGUUUAGCUACAGUUUCAAUCAAUUCCCAGACACCAUUCCAGGUCUUGUUCGAAGGUAUUCGUGGUUACAACAGUAGAGUUAUUAUUGCUCUGGACGAUGUCAAAGUUUCUCAAACAGCUUGUGAACCGUUAGCUUCCUGUAACUUUGAAGAAGGUUUCUGUGGCUGGUUUAACAACCAUCUUACUAUAGGCCGUAGUAUGAAUUGGGUCAUCAGAACAGGACACUACAGAAGAACUAAACUGGAACCACCAAUUGAUCAUACUGCAGGAGAUUCAUCAGGUUCUUAUGCUCAUAUUUAUUCCAGUAGAACGAGUAAAGGUAGGGCUGCCUACCUUGAAUCUCAGAUGGUUCCUUAUGAAGAAUCACCACGCUUCUGCUUCCACUUUUGGCAUUAUAUGUAUGGCACAGAUGCCGGUUUACUUACUGUUUAUGUUCACUAUCAUGGUCGAUCCCUUAAGGCGAUAUGGACAAGAAACAACACUAUCAGCCACCAGUGGGUUGAAGAACAUGUUACGGUUGGCAGUCAGUAUAUAAACUUUGAAAUGGUUAUCGGAAGUAUUGCUGGUAGUAAUGGAAGCAUAGCCAUUGAUGAUGUGAUGCUAAUGAAAGGUUUAUGCCCCAAUGAGCAAGAAGAGAAGUUUACUUGCAAAUCUGGCCAAAAGAUAUCAAAAGAGAAGGUGUGUGACUUCAUUUUUGACUGUCCUGAUUAUGAUGACGAAGAUAAUUGCGGUUCCUGCUCGUUUGAAGAUGAUAUGUGUACCUGGACUGACAUCAGCCAUGGCUCAUUUGAAUGGGUCCGAGGAAGAAAUGGAAAUAAUAUCACUGAAAGUGGACCAAGUAUUGAUCAUACUAUGGGAACUGCUAAUGGAUGGUUUGCAUAUAUUCACUCAAGCAAUGGAACAAGAACACGGUACGCGAGCCUAGAAAAUAGAGUCAUUCAACAGACCAGUUCCACGUGUGAGCUGAACUUCUGGUACUAUAUAUCGUCAACGACACGUUUUGCCAAUAAUAUUAAUGUAGUACUUCACGAAAGCGAUAUCACUACCUCGCUGAUAAGAUAUGCAAGUCGCUCAAAUGUGUGGCAACAAGCAACGGUUGCCAUUGGAAAAGUUUCCAGACCAUUCCGACUUAUGUUUUAUGGAACCCGUUCGCUUUCAGGAAGAAGUGAUGUGGCCAUUGAUGAUAUCAGUCUGACCGAUUGUAAUUUCCCAAAGGCAGAAGAACAUUGCGAAAAAUACGAGUUCCAUUGUAAGAACAAAGCAUGUAUCGAUUCUUCCCAAGUCUGUGAUCUUAGCAAUGAUUGUGGUGAUGGUAGCGAUGAAGGUGACUGUGAUGACUUCAACAGUUGUGAUUUUGAUUUUGGUCUCUGUGACUGGAGUCAGGAUUGGAAUGAUGACUUUGAUUGGACUCGCACAAAUGGGGAAACUCUUUCAUAUUCUACAGGACCGAAAAGGGACCAUUCUACAGGAACUGGAACAGGUUACUACAUAUAUACAGAAGCAUCAUCUCCACGUAAGAAAGGUGAAAACGCUCGUCUCUAUAGUCCAGUAAUUGCACCUACAUCAAGCAAUGAGUGCUGGAUACGAUUCUUUUAUCACAUGAACGGCUUUCAAAUGGGAACGCUUAAUGUCUACACCCGGACAUCUGUACUUGGAAAAUAUAAAAAAUUGUGGACGAAAACAGGUCAUGUUGCUGAUUACUGGGAGAGAGCAGAUGUAAAGCUGACAUCAAACCAGAAAUUCCAGGUGGUAUUUGAAAGUAUUAUCGGUGGAUUUAGCAGUGAUAUAGCUUUAGAUGAUAUCACUUUCUUACCUGGUUGUGAUAUCAGUAACAACAAUGAAAAGCUUCCCAAUGGAACAGAACCAAAGACAACUCCAAAUCCUUGUCCCAUUGGAUUAUACGCAUGCAGAGAUAGGACUGGAUGUAUUCAAUAUACCAAUGUGUGUGAUUUUGAGAAGAACUGCAAUGAUAACUCUGAUGAAGAUGUUUGCGGAGAUUGUGAUUUUGAAUCUGGCCUUUGUGGUUGGACAGAUUACAGUACUGGAAAAUUUAAAUGGGCCUCUCACCAAGGUGAUGCUAUGGGUAAAAUUGGGCCUGCAAAAGAUCACACCAACAGCAGUACAGGGAAAUAUAUGAGAGUGUUUCCCAACAGUGGUGUUUUCCCAACUCCAGCAGUAAUCAGUACAAGACCGUAUGGAGAGACUGGAAAGCACUGCGUUAUACAGUUUUACGUUUUCCUGUCUGGAGAUGAUAUUGGGGUUUUGAAUCUUAACAUGAUUGACCCUGUAACUGGGAAACUCCUGAAAAAUCUAUACAGUGAGAAAAAGAACCUUGGAAACGCUUGGGUUAAGGAAUCUGUGAAAAUAGGAGCUCAUAAACGUGGAUUCAGUUUGCAAUUUCAAGCACUCCCAGAGACUCAUUCAAAGCCAUUCACAAUAACCACAGACAUAGCUGUUGAUGACCUGAAAUUAAUAAACUGCGACCCUGCACCAAUCAGAAUUUAUACUACACCAACGACAACAUCAGGAAAACAUUCAAAAACAACCCCAGGAAAACAUAUAAAAACAACACCAGGAAACCAUAUAACAUCAAAACCAGGGAAAACUACAAGCAGCUCUUCAGUUUCUACAACACAUAAAUCAAUACCAGGAAAGCCUACAACUCAUAAAACAGGCAGCUCUUCAGGCCGCAUUUCUGCAACUACUACAACUGCUAGUACGACUCCUCCCAUCAAAUGUAAUCCUGAUGAGUUCAGCUGUCGAACCCAAAACGGUUUCGAAUGCUUCCCUACGGCAUACCAUUGUGAUGGAAGGAAGGAUUGUCUGAAUGGAGAAGAUGAAAAUUCUUGCAAGGUAUGCCCGAAAGGUCACACAUAUUGUAAACCUCAGCACAAAUGUAUCAGCUCAACUCGUUGCAAUGGAAUCAGUGACUGUGAGGAUAACUCAGACGAGUCUCUUUGUCAGACUUGCCGACCUGAUAUGUGUCAAAAAGGAGGGCCAUGCCAGGUGAAAGAUGGUAUACCACAGUGCAGUUGUGGAAACCUCACUGUGCAGACCAACUUUAGAUGUCUCAUACCGAAAUUUGAAAGAAUUACAUCACAUCCUUCACACAAGAAAACCUGGGCAAUUCCUGUAGGUAUCAUCUUAGCAUUGAUCAUGGUUGGAGCAUUAGUUUUUGGAAUAUACUUUUUCUGGAAGAGAAGAACACAAAGAAAUUAUUCACCAAGUGUAUCAGCUGGUAUUGACAACCCAAUGUAUAAUUAUGAUUUCAAAAUGACGGAACUUGAACCACCAUCAUUCUCAAAUACCGCAGCACAUGGAGAUUCUACAGCCAUUGAGAACCCAUUAUACUCAGAUUUGAAGUAGAACAGAGGAUCAGCAUUUGUGAAAAGCACAGUACUAUCAAUCAAAAACACUGUGAUCAUUAAUGAGAAACAAAAACCAUUAUUUUAUCUAUCUAUAUAUAUAUAUAUGUAUGUAUAUUUCUAAAAGCAUUGUAUAAAAUUACGUAAAAAUAAAGAUACAUUUUAAGAAAA
Messenger RNA from Octopus sinensis (East Asian common octopus), 23175 nucleotides. RefSeq names its product MAM and LDL-receptor class A domain-containing protein 1-like. Gene Ontology annotation, cellular component: membrane. The coding region runs from base 191 to 23005 and encodes 7604 amino acids. The transcript has 146 exons. The record is from RefSeq and is a predicted model, not a curated record. Lineage: Eukaryota; Metazoa; Mollusca; Cephalopoda; Octopoda; Octopodidae. Gene Ontology annotation, molecular function: protein binding. Gene Ontology annotation, biological process: nervous system development.